AUGGCUGACAGAGAUUUAACUAUGGGUCCUCGUGAAGGAGUAACUUACCCUAUAAAGGUGCAGUAUUGUGGAAAUUGCUCAAUGCCUAUUGAGUAUUGCGAAUAUUAUCCUGAAUACGAUAAAUGUAAACAGUGGCUUGAGAAGAAUUUGCCAACAGAAUUUGAGAAAGUGAAGAUAGAUGAAGAAGAAAAUGCCGGCGGGGAAGAAGAAAAGAAACGGCAAAAAAGGGGAGGCAAAGGUAUGCUUAAAUCUAAGAAAAAGGAGGAUGUUCCUAAACUUGUACAAGUAUCCCGUGCACCGCGAGGAAAAAAGAAGUCUGUAACUGUUGUUUCUGGAUUAAGUACAUUUGACAUUGAUCUUAAAGUUGCAGCAAAAUUUUUUGGUACAAAAUUUGCUUGUGGUUCAUCUGUUACUGGAGAUGAUGAAAUAGUUAUUCAAGGUGAUGUUAAAGAUGAUCUAUUUGAUGUUAUACCAGAAAAAUGGCCUGAGAUUGACGAAGAUAGUAUUGAAGACUUGGGAGACCAGAAAAGAUAG
Molecule: messenger RNA, 534 nt
Organism: Parnassius mnemosyne (clouded apollo)
Lineage: Eukaryota; Metazoa; Arthropoda; Insecta; Lepidoptera; Papilionidae
Source: the annotation of a GenBank genome assembly